Molecule: messenger RNA, 3696 nt
Organism: Hemicordylus capensis (graceful crag lizard)
Lineage: Eukaryota; Metazoa; Chordata; Lepidosauria; Squamata; Cordylidae
Product: solute carrier family 12 member 3-like
Exons: 28
Coding region: 332-3370 (1012 amino acids)
Biological process (GO): cell volume homeostasis; chloride transmembrane transport; potassium ion import across plasma membrane
Cellular component (GO): membrane
Molecular function (GO): sodium:potassium:chloride symporter activity
Source: RefSeq, a predicted model, not a curated record
AGCACGGAGUACGCCCCCAACAGGAAAACAACGAUUGCCUGGAGGGGUGGUAAGGCUUGGGGAGCCUUUCCCUCGCCCACCCGCCUGAUUUCUGCCAGGAGUGCAUUCCACAGCCCAGGAGCAGCUACAGAGAAGGCCACAUGCUGGUGGUAGCUGAAGACGGACCUCCUCAGAUGACCUUAAUGUGCGGUGGGGAUCAUGUAGAAGAAGGUGCUCUGCACUUGAUGUUUGUUCCCUGAUUUUACAAGUUCACUUGUGCAAGUCUUCUUGAAAGUAAGCCCCAUUAUCCUCAAUGGGAUUUACUCCAAGGUGAGAACAAUUCAGCCAGACAAUGGAGGACUCUCCAUCAUAUAAGACCGUCUUUUCGCUGGGACGUUUCAAAAUCCGGAAACUGCGGAGCGGAGCCCCGUCGGAAGAAGCCAAUGCUACCCACAAACACCCAGUGCCUGCCCAGCAAAUGGAGGACAAUGGCUCUCUUUCGGCCCCACCGGAUUAUGAGACGACAAUUGACGCCUCCCCCCGCUAUGAUUUCUAUGCCCUCUCAGCACCACCUGGACGUCGGAAAACUCGGCCCACACUGGACAUGCUCCGAAAUGCAGAACCGCAAACCUUUCCUGGAGACUCCCAAGAUCCCAACAUGGAUCCUGAUAUGAAGGAAGGGGAUGACAAGGAUGUGGAAGCUGAUGAACCAGAACCAGAACCUGUUCGGUUUGGCUGGGUGACCGGUGUCAUGAUCCGGUGUAUGCUGAACAUUUGGGGAGUGAUUCUUUAUCUGCGUUUGCCAUGGAUAACUGCACAGGCUGGAAUAGGACUGACCUGCUUAAUCAUUCUAAUGUCUUCUGUGGUGACCAGCAUAACCGGCCUCUCCAUCUCAGCCAUCUCGACGAAUGGCAAGGUGAAAGCGGGAGGCACAUACUUCCUCAUCUCUCGCAGCCUGGGCCCAGAGCUUGGGGGCUCCAUUGGACUUCUGUUCUCCUUCGCCAAUGCCGUCGCUGUAGCAAUGCAUGUGGUGGGCUUCGCCGAGACGGUCAAGGACCUCCUGGUGGAGUUCGACACGGUGAUGGUCGAUCCGACGAACGAUAUCCGUAUUGUGGGUGUGAUCACUGUCACUGUUCUACUUGGCAUCGCCCUGGCUGGAAUGGAGUGGGAGGCAAAGGCUCAAGUUGUCUUCUUCUUUGUGAUCAUGGUCUCCUUCAUCAACUACUUCAUUGGGACCUUAAUCCCAGCUACAAAAGAGAAACAAUCCUUGGGCUAUUUCAGCUAUCGUGGCGACAUCUUCUUAGAGAACAUCGGUCCCAGAUGGCAUGGUGAAUCCGGCAGCUUCUUCGGCAUGUUUUCCAUCUUCUUCCCGUCAGCUACUGGGAUCCUGGCUGGUGCCAAUAUCUCAGGAGACCUCAAGGACCCAGCAGUGGCCAUCCCACAAGGAACGCUCAUGGCCAUCUUCCUGACCACCCUGUCGUACCUGGCUAUCUGUGCCACCAUAGGUUCUUGCGUGAUCCGCGAUGCCAGUGGCAAUAUCAAUGACACUCUGGCAUCCAGCAAUGUCACAGGAGAUUGCGUCGGCCUAGGUUGUAAUUACGGGUGGAACUUUACAGAAUGCUCCUCGACUGAGACCUGCAAAUAUGGACUGGCUAAUGAUUAUCAGACCAUGAGCAUGGUAUCAGGCUUCAGCCCCCUCAUCACAGCCGGGAUCUUUGCUGCCACCCUGUCCUCAGCCCUGGCGUGCUUCGUCUCUGCCCCCAAGGUCUUCCAGUGCCUCUGCCAGGACAACCUGUAUCCUGUCAUUGGCUGGUUUGCCAAAGGCUAUGGGAAGAACCAAGAGCCACUGCGGGCCUAUGCCCUGACCUUCAUCGUGGCUAUUGCCUUCAUCCUUAUUGCUGAGCUGAACACCAUUGCGCCCAUCAUUUCCAACUUCUUCCUUUGCUCUUAUGCCCUCAUCAACUUCAGCUGCUUCCACGCCACCAUCACCAACUCCCCAGGCUGGAGACCUUCCUUCCGCUACUUUAGCAAGUGGACGGCCCUCUUUGGCUCCAUUGUAUCCGUGGUCAUCAUGUUCUUAUUGACAUGGUGGGCUGCCCUCAUAGUUGUCGGAAUCAUCAUCGUGAGCUUGGCAUAUGUCACCUACAAGAAGCCAGAUGUCAACUGGGGUUCCUCAGUGCAGGCUGGCACUUAUAACAUGGCCCUGUCAAAUGCUAUGAACCUGUUCAACGUCGAGGACCAUGUCAAGAAUUUCCGGCCUCAGUGUCUGGUCCUUUCGGGCCCUCCCAACUUCCGCCCAGCCCUGGUGGAUUUUGUCGGCGCCUUUACUAAAGGUGUGAGCCUCAUGAUAUGCGGGAACGUGGCUGAGCUGAAAGACUCCUCGUGUGCUGAAGACUGCGAAGAACAGUUCAAGUGGCUCAGCGCUCGUAAGGUCCGCUCUUUCUACAACUUCAUCACAAUGGGAGACCUGAGAACCGGUGCUCAAAGCCUCAUGCAGGUCUCGGGCCUGGGCCGUCUCAGACCCAACACGGUAGUCCUUGGCUUCAAGCAGAACUGGCAGACAGACACUCCCCAGAGCCUGGAGAACUACGUGGGCAUCAUAUAUGACUCCUUUGACUUCAGUGCUGGCGUGUGUGUGCUCCGCAUACGCAGUGGACUGGAUGUGUCACGGACAGUGAAGGCCCAAGUAAACUUGGGAUUUCAGGACACUGAAGGAGCUCUGGGCCAUGAGAAACAGAGGCAUGUUGGAUUCAAAGUAGUCGGUGCCGACACACAUCUGGAGACCGUCUUCCAGAGCAAGCAGAAGAAGAAAAACAUUGACAUAUAUUGGCUGUAUGAUGAUGGUGGGCUCACCCUCCUGAUCCCCUACCUCCUCACCCGCCGAAAAUGCUGGAGCCAUUGCAAAGUCCGAGUCUUCAUUGGAGGGCAGAUGGCGAAUGCAGAACAGCAUAGAGAAGAGAUCCAGCUUUUGCUGAGCAAGUUCCGCCUGGGCUUCAAUGAAGUUGUGGUGCUACCAGAAAUCAUGUGGGCACCAGAGGAAACAAGUCGCAAAGAGUUUGAGGAUCUCAUAGCCCCCUAUCGGUUUAAUGAAGGCCAGAAAGGCUCGGAAACUGUGGAAGGGAUGAAAAAGGACGCCCCUUGGAAGGUCACUGAUGAAGACCUCAGAGUCUACAGGAAAAAGUCUGAACAGCACAUACGCCUCCACGAGAUACUACAGGACCACUCCCGCAAUGCAGCUCUCAUUGUCAUGAGCCUUCCUAUGGUACGGAAAGGGGCCUGUCCAAGCUCCCUCUACAUGGCUUGGCUGGAGACCAUCUCCAAGAAUCUCAACCCGCCUGUCGUCUUCAUUCGAGGAAACCAAGAGGAUGCACUUACCUUCUAUUGCCAGUAAAGGGCAGCACCGUAUCAAGGGAGUUGUCCCACAGGUGCCUAGGAGGAACGCAUCCAUUGUACUUCAUGGGAAUGCCAGACACCAGUGAGGAGCAAUGGGUUCUCUUUACCAGGCACAUAAAUAAGCCAGUGGACUGUCUUUGCUGUCUCUGAGAAGUGAGGAACGGCUACAUCUCAUGGAGGCAGUUCUGUGACUUAAUUUCUUCCCCUUCGUUUUCCUGGAUUGUGUACCCCGAUGGACUGAUACUUAUUGUACUGACCUCCCUGGGUUCUGUGCCAAGUCUGGGACUAUCUGUAAAUAUUAAAGUUUUAAAUAUUGUUAUUUAA